AAGUGCUUCUAUGGAAAUUGGAAACGCGCCUUCAAUCCUUUCUUAUAGUAGUCAAAAGGAAUGUUUUUGGGAUUGCAGUAAACACAGUAACACAUAAAAUAAUAAAAUAUAGGAUGAAAAGGAAGGGACAUGUAUGGUCAUGUAGGAAUAAAGAAAAAAUGGAACUGCAUGUUUUGCACAUAUGAAUGAUGAAGGGUAUCUAUCAAUCUCAUUAUAUGAAUGAAACAAACACAGAAACAGAAACCCAGAUGAUGAAUGAUGAUGAUGAUUCACAACAACACUCCUGAGUGUGCCCAUUACGGCACAGGCUGUGAGAUUUGCUUGACAUGUUCUCUGAAGAAGAAAGCGACAAGUUUGAGAUAAGUCCAAGCACCCCAUGUGGGUUCCUCCUCCCUUUUCAUCAACUUUCUUUCUCUCCUCAUUCUUCAGUCUUUUUCUCUCUCCCUCUUCUUCUUCUUCUUCUUCUUCUUCUUCUUCUUCUUCUUCUUCUUCUUCUCACUCUCACUUAAAAGCCACUUUCCUUGGAAAAAAAUCAAGCUUGCCUUGUGUUGUGAGUUGUGAGCUCUGGUUUGGUUUUCAGCAUGUGGGAAUCAGAGAGUGAGUCUGGUGCAGGAAGGGAAUAUGGGAGUGGACUUCUCACUUCAACCAAGCACAGUCUCAAGACUGAGGGAUUUCAGCAAAGAGGCAACUGUUGGUAUGUUUCAACUGAUAUUCCAAGUGAUCUUCUUGUUCAAAUUGGAGAUGCAAACUUCCAUUUGCACAAGUAUCCAUUGCUAUCUCGAAGUGGAAAGCUGAACAGAAUCAUAUAUGAUUCGCGCAACCCUGACUUGAAUAAGAUAGUUAUGGAUGAUCUCCCUGGAGGGCCUGAGGCUUUUGAACUUGCAUCCAAAUUUUGCUAUGGAAUUGCAAUUGAUUUAACAGCAGGCAACAUCUCUGGCCUUAGAUGCGCCGCAGAGUACCUUGAAAUGACAGAGGACCUAGAAGAGGGCAAUCUUAUAUUCAAGACAGAAGCCUUUCUUAGCUAUGUGGUUUUGUCCUCAUGGAGAGACUCCAUAGUAGUGUUGAAGAGCUGCGAGAAGCUGUCUCCGUGGGCGGAGAAUCUUCAAAUUGUGAGAAGAUGCAGUGAGUCCAUAGCAUGGAAAGCAUGUGCCAAUCCAAAGGGAAUAAGGUGGUCAUACACUGGAAGGGUACCAAAAGUUGCAAGUCCAAAAUGGAAUGACAUGAAGGACUCAAGCCCUAGUAGGAACCAGCAGGUUCCUCCUGAUUGGUGGUUUGAGGAUGUUUCAAUCCUUAGGAUUGAUCACUUUGUUAGAGUCAUCACUGCUAUCAAGGUAAAGGGUAUGAGGUUUGAGCUGAUUGGUGCUGGAAUAAUGCAUUAUGCAAUUAAGUGGCUACCUGGUUUGAUGAAUAAGGACACAUCAAUCCCAGGAGAAGAAGGAAGCAAUAGUAGUACUAGUAACAGUAUUUCUAGUAGUGGUGGUAGUUGGAAAGGUGGACUUCAUAUGAUUGUGGCUGGACCUAGAGAUGACACUUCAACUCUUCAAGCUAAAGAUCAAAGGAUGAUCAUUGAGAGCCUCAUCAGCAUAAUUCCCCCACAGAAGGAUAGUGUCUCAUGCAGCUUCCUUCUCAGGCUUCUGAGAAUGGCAAACAUGUUGAAGGUUGCACCUGCAUUGAUUACUGAAUUGGAGAAAAGGGUUGGAAUGCAGUUUGAGCAAGCUACACUGGCUGAUCUUCUGAUCCCAUGUUACAACAAAAAUGAGACUACUUAUGAUGUGGAUCUUGUUCAGAGGCUGCUUGAGCAUUUUCUUGUUCAAGAGCAGAAUGAAAGUUCAAGCCCAAGCAGACCACCCUUUCCUGACAAGCAUGUGAGCAGUAACAUUAAUGCUAAGACAAGAGUGGCAAGACUUGUGGACAGUUAUCUUACUGAGGUUUCCAGAGAUAGGAACCUUUCUCUCACAAAGUUUCAGGUUCUUGCAGAAGCUUUGCCUGAGUCAGCUAGGACUUCUGAUGAUGGACUCUACAGAGCAAUUGAUUCCUAUCUUAAGGCUCAUCCAACACUAACUGAGCAUGAAAGGAAACGGCUCUGCCGGGUAAUGGAUUGUCAGAAACUCUCCAUUGAUGCUUGUAUGCAUGCUGCUCAAAAUGAAAGGCUUCCAUUGAGGGUAGUAGUGCAAGUUCUAUUCUCUGAACAGGUGAAGAUAAGCAAUGCACUAGCCAACAACGGUUCUCUGAAAGAAGGUGCUGAAUCUCACUACCAGCCAAUGAUUCCAAACCGGAAAACGCUUCUCGAAGGGACGCCACAAUCAUUCCAAGAAGGAUGGACAGCAGCUAAGAAAGAUAUCAACACACUCAAGUUUGAGCUUGAGACUGUGAAAACCAAGUACUUGGAGCUUCAAAAUGACAUGGAAAACCUGCAGAAACACUUUGAUAAGUUGCUGAAGCAGAAGCACAGUUCAGCAUGGAGCAGUGGGUGGAAGAAACUAAGCAAACUCACAAAAAUGACUAAUGUGGAAAAUCAUGAUAUUUCACCUCAGAUUCCAACUUCAGAAGAACAGAACAGAAAGACAACAACUAGAAGGUGGAGAAACUCAAUAUCCUGAGUGAUAAGAAACUCUCAAUUGCUUUUGGAUUGGAACUAAUACCUCUCAUGUAUCAAUUUGUGUUACAGACUUUCUUUCUUUUUUCCUUCCUUUUUUUUUUUGCCAUAUUUCAUUCCUUUUUUUCUUAGACGGCAAGCAUAUGUGGCUUCUCUACGUUUAAUUCUUUGUUCUUUCUUUUAUAGAAAUCUCUAUGAAAUUCAAACUACAUUGUAAUUUGUCACCAAAUCAAAUCAUAGUUUUCCUGUGCGAAUUCUAGAGGCACUGCUUAA
This is a messenger RNA of Glycine soja, 2869 nucleotides long. RefSeq names its product root phototropism protein 3-like. NCBI's taxonomy places the organism in Eukaryota, Viridiplantae, Streptophyta, Magnoliopsida, Fabales, Fabaceae. The transcript is spliced from 4 exons. The record is from RefSeq and is a predicted model, not a curated record. Gene Ontology annotation, molecular function: protein binding. Bases 582 to 2600 code for a protein of 672 amino acids.